UUUUCUGUCAAUACAAUAAAGCGCAAAGUUUUGCCGGGGAAACUCAAAAAAAUGGAGAAAUCAAAUUCCAAUUCAAGUUCAACUUCCAACUCCAAUCACCACCGGAAUUUUCCGAAGCAUAAUAGCCACUUAUCAAUGUCGGACACUGACUCACAGGUAAGUCAAAUGGACUCCUUCCACUCACCACUCCGUUUCGAAUCGCUGUUGUGUUCCGAUGACCCUCUUCCCGAUCACCGUGCCACGAAAUCGCUCUCUUCAAAAGCCCUGGUUUCUGUAGAAAAGUACUACUCUCCAGUUCGAUCUCCACAUAAACUUUCCUUGGAGAAUUUAAGCUCACCUCCGACACCUACUCAGCCGUCGGAAGCCGGAAACAAGGAUCGGAAUUCUCAGGGAGUUUAUUUUAGUAGGCCGGGUAGGGAGGAUGUAACUAACGGAGUGACCAAAGUGGGACCGGUUCGUGGUGGUGACGUGGAAGGUGGAGAAAUGGAAGGGGAGAGACCUCCGAGGACAGGGCGUUCGAAGAGGGAAUUGACGCUGACCAGAGCGGCGUUAGGGUUUAGGGUUUGUGAGUUUGUUUUGUGCUUGAUUUCCUUCUCAGUUAUGGCAUCUGAUAAAACUGAAGGUUGGAGUGGUGACUCUUUUGAUCGAUACAAAGAGUACAGGUAUUGUGUUGCUGUGAAUGCUAUUGGAUUUGCAUAUUCUGGAAUUCAAGUGUUUGAUCUGAUUUACAAUUUAGCAAGUCGGAAACACUUCCUCUCUCACUACACGCGAUAUCAUUUUGAUUUCUUAAUGGAUCAGAUAUUGGCUUAUCUGAUAAUGUCAGCAUCUUCUUCAGCUGCAACGAGGGCAUAUGACUGGAUAUCAAAUUGGGGAAAAGAUGAGUUUACAGAGAUGGCAUCUGCAUCUAUUGGGGUGUCCUUCCUGGCUUUUACGGCCUUUGCAUUUAGCUCUCUCAUUUCUGGUUACAACUUCUGCAACAGAAACGCCUCAUGAUGCAGCAAUGAGUUUGUAUCCAUUUAUUCGUUGAGUAUAUUUGAGAAUCGCCACAUAAAAUCAUAUUUCUAGCUUGAGCAGCUGUACAGAAGUAGUGAAUAGAUUCAACUAUAUAACUUUUCCUUCCUACUACAAGUAAAUAAUAUGUGCAAA
Molecule: messenger RNA, 1146 nt
Organism: Solanum verrucosum
Lineage: Eukaryota; Viridiplantae; Streptophyta; Magnoliopsida; Solanales; Solanaceae
Product: CASP-like protein 4A3
Exons: 3
Coding region: 52-993 (313 amino acids)
Source: RefSeq, a predicted model, not a curated record